AUGGCGAUGAACCCUCAACCCAAUGGCCCUGGGCCGGCCCAAUCGAAAGAACAGUACAAAAACUCCAUGGACGAAUGGCGCCAAGCUGUAAUCUCCCAGCGCAAUCAAUAUGUACCCCGCGUAAAAGAGCAGGUCACUCGAUCGUUUCACGACUACUCUCCUCCACUGUACGCCUCAAUCAUCGGAUAUCGUCGCGAUUGGAACCUCCUGGUUGCAACUUCGCGAGUCUCUGGCUUUGCUGCUACACUCGGCCGAGAUCUUGAGGACGAAGAAGUAAAGACUAUCGCCGAAUACACCCUCGACAACAUCCAUACCAACGCCAGUUUGAAAUGGUUCAGCAUUGCACUCGCUGGAUACAUGACCUAUCGUGGACGCCGCACAUGGCAAUUCCCCUUUUAUAAGCCUAAGCUUGGUGGCAGAUUCAACCCCAAUGAGGCUACCAGCAUAUUCACCAACAAGAAGAUCAAGGGCCCCUAUCCUCGGUUUACAUGGCACACGCUGCGGUUCACUGCCUACGUUGGCGUCACGAUGCUCAUGGUUGAGCCCGCCUUUCGAGCUGUCAAUUUUAUCAGGUCUGAAACUGCCAUGUCCCACGACCCAAGGUUAAAACAGUUCACCAAAGAUGCAAACCAGCGUAUUGAGCAGGUCAUGUCAAAUCCUAGCAUUUCAAAGACUGCUUUCACAGGCAAAGACCCCCAUCGAGGUGGAGAGGAGGAUCCUUGGGCCAGUGACGAUUCAAACAACGCCAGCUCGGAAAGCAAGUAUCAGUCAUAUCAGUCAUAUCAAUCUGCUCCCAUGCAAUCCUGGGACAAGGCCCAUGCCUCCAGCACUACGCAACAGAAUCAGCAGCCACACAAUGAUGAUUGGAGUGUCAUAGACGAUGAUGAUGAUGCAUCGCCCGUCGCUGCAACUUCUCGUAGACAGCCAGUCUCUGCUCCUUCAGGCUCUGCAUGGGACCGCGUUCGACAACAGUCCUCACAGGGUGGUCCUCGACAGCAGCAGCAAUCUGAUCACCAGUCUCGGUCUUGGGCAGCCCGUUCUCAAACUGAAUCACAGCCGCAGUCGCAGUCUGGUUGGGGCAGUCAGGAUGCUGGUAGCUCCGCUGACAGCUUUUCCUUUAGUAAAUCGGACGAGGAAAGGGCCGUUGCCAAGGAACAAGCACAGAAUGAAUUUGAUCGGCUGCUCGAAAGAGAAAGAGGUGGUGUAGACCAAAAGAACCCUUGGGGACGACAGUCGUAUAUUGUAUAA
This is a messenger RNA of Fusarium pseudograminearum CS3096, 1248 nucleotides long. RefSeq lists its product as uncharacterized. NCBI's taxonomy places the organism in Eukaryota, Fungi, Ascomycota, Sordariomycetes, Hypocreales, Nectriaceae. The record is from RefSeq and is a predicted model, not a curated record. The transcript is spliced from 2 exons. The coding region runs from base 1 to 1248 and encodes 415 amino acids.